AUGGCCGCAGCGCAUUGGCCCGCCCGCAAAAUACCCCUCCAUCGCAGCUCGCUCCAAACAACAUCCACACCACACUCGCGACAAGGUGACACACCCGUCAAGCCAGAGAACGAUGAACGGCUAUCGAGGAUCCGCCAGUUUCGAGCAUAUGCCCAGCUCUCCUUACCGCAACAGUCGCCCAACCGCUGGAUUGUGGCCUAUUACAAAGCCGUCGAAUACGGCCGACGCAAAAAAGCCGACUAUCUGCAGCUCACGGGUCAGUUUCUCGAGAAGGAACAAAAGGUCGACAAGGCAAACCAUGUGCUUCGUGAGAGAAAUGGUCAAAUUCUCAAGUUGCAAGCGCAGCUCACGAACCUCAGGUUGAAAGUCAACAAUCGUGACCAGACCAUCCAUGAGCUUGAGAACGAAUUACGAGAACUGAAGUCAACAAAGAAGCAGUCAUGGCAGAGGCAAGUCAACGAAACCACGGCCAGCUCACCCACAGAGCGCCGCCCUUACAUCUUAACCCAUGUUCUUCAUCACAGCGCCGCUGUACGCAAUCAUCCCAGCUAUGAGCAUCCGGAAGCGCCACGCAAGAAUGUGAAGGUCGACUUUUCACGCUUCAUUCCAUGUCUACACUACCCAACUGGCACAGGCAAAGUUGGACCCGGCCAUUACGGCUCCAACGUUCAUUGGGACUUGGGACUCUGUCAAGUUCACUUCCGCACUCCAGGCGUAUGCAAAUACAAAGAGCGUUGCGAGUACCGCGAUGCACCUCUCGAUGUCAAUGAACGCCAAUACAUCCGCUUCUUCGAGCACAAGGGUCCCGCUUUCCUGGCCAGUACUGACGCCAUCCUUGCUGCCAAGCACAGUGCUGCCUAG
Molecule: messenger RNA, 861 nt
Organism: Pyrenophora tritici-repentis Pt-1C-BFP
Lineage: Eukaryota; Fungi; Ascomycota; Dothideomycetes; Pleosporales; Pleosporaceae
Source: RefSeq, a predicted model, not a curated record